Oncorhynchus keta (chum salmon) is the source of this 1892-nucleotide messenger RNA. RefSeq names its product arrestin red cell-like. Bases 227 to 1462 code for a protein of 411 amino acids. The record is from RefSeq and is a predicted model, not a curated record. Gene Ontology annotation, molecular function: angiotensin receptor binding. NCBI's taxonomy places the organism in Eukaryota, Metazoa, Chordata, Actinopteri, Salmoniformes, Salmonidae. Gene Ontology annotation, biological process: signal transduction; G protein-coupled receptor internalization; positive regulation of ERK1 and ERK2 cascade. Gene Ontology annotation, cellular component: cytoplasm. The transcript is spliced from 15 exons.
ACUGUCAGAGCUCGAGGGACGAAACGAAGGGUUCGUUUCCGUUUGUAGGCUGCGGAAACCGAGUUUCACAGAGCUACACAAGCCGAACAGAGACCGAUUGGAGCUCGAUCCUACGACCGAGAGGAGGAAAGAGGACAGUAAUUGAGGAAGACCUUGUAAUCAAAAUACCGUCCAAAUUUACACUAAUAUUACACUUUAAUAGCACUCAAACCCAGUGCCUGCGAAGAUGGGAGACAAGGCGGGGACCAGAGUCUUCAAGAAGUCCAGCCCCAACUGCAAGCUCACAGUAUACCUGGGGAAGAGAGACUUUGUGGAUCACCUAGACCAUGUAGAUCCAGUGGAUGGAGUGCUACUCAUAGACCCAGAAUACCUAAAAGACAGAAAAGUCUUUGUGACUCUGACCUGUGCGUUCCGAUAUGGUAGAGAGGACCUGGACGUUCUGGGCUUGUCCUUUAGGAAAGACCUCUAUAUCUCCACCUUCCAGGCCUUCCCUACCCUCACCACAGAGGAAGGUAAACCACUCAGCCGGCUGCAGGAACGACUGCUGAAGAAACUAGGCCAGCACGCCCACCCAUUCAGCUUCACUAUCCCUCAAAACCUGCCCUGCUCAGUCACUCUACAGCCAGGACCAGAGGACACAGGGAAGGCCUGUGGAGUAGACUUUGAGGUCAGAGCCUUCUGCGCUAAGACUGUAGAGGAGAAGAUACAUAAAAGGAACUCAGUGCGUCUGGUGAUCCGUAAGGUGCAGUACGCCCCAGAGAAGCCUGGUCCUCAGCCCAUGGUGGAGACAACACGAUCCUUCCUACUGUCAGAUAGAUCCCUACACCUAGAGGCCUCCCUGGAUAAAGAGCUCUACUACCAUGGAGAACCUAUCAGUGUGAAUGUCCAUGCGACCAACAACACUACCAAAACAGUCAAGAGGUUGAAAAUCUCAGUUCGCCAGUAUGCUGACAUUUGUCUAUUCAGUACGGCUCAGUACAAGUGUCCUGUUGCACAGGAAGAGGCAGAUGACCAGGUGUCCCCCAGCAGUACGUUCUGUAAGGUGUACACCCUGACUCCCACGCUUACCAGCAACCGAGAAAAGAGAGGCCUGGCUCUGGAUGGCAAGCUGAAGCACGAAGACACCAAUCUGGCCUCCAGCACUAUAGUGAAAGAUGUGUCCAAUAAGGAGGUUCUGGGGAUCCUGGUGUCCUACAGAGUCAAGGUCAAACUAGUGGUGUCUCGCGGAGGGGAUGUCUCGGUGGAGCUGCCUUUUGUUCUAAUGCACCCCAAACCCUCUGACCUACCCAUCUCCAGACCUCAAUCAGUCGUCCCAGAAACAGAUGCCCCAGUUGGCAGUAACCUGAUAGAGUUUGAGACAAAUAAUUUCUCUCAGGAUGAUGACUUCGUGUUCGAGGACUUUGCCCGUCUGCGGCUGAAAGGAACGAAGGACGAUAAGGAUGAGGAUGACCACUUGUGCUAGCUCUCCCUCUCCCAGGAUCAUGCACCUGAACCUGGGGAGAGGUGCUCGGCGAGUCCCUGGUCUCAUGUUGUCUCCAGGCCAGUAGGCUCAACUUCAGAAAGGGGGAGCAGGAGCACUCAUAUGUAUUCUAUUUUUCACCCCCCCCCCCUCUACUUCUCCUUCUUCUUCUCUCUUCUUUCUUGUACAUCUUUGAUGAGAUUUUCCAUUUCUACUCCUUUGUUUUGUCACGAGUUUGUUUGAGAAACAGAGAGAAUGAGGGAUGAAACAGAGAGAAUGAGAGACAGAGAUGGAGGGAUUUAUAGGAGUGUCGAAUCCACAGUCUCUGUUUUAGGAAAUCCUUCUAUAAGUUUUGGAUCCAUUCUUUGAUUCAGGGUUGAUGUUCUAUGUUCUAUAUGCUCUAUAGGUCCCAGCUUUAUAAGAAGUGGGUAGA